ACAAAACCCACCUCGCCAACCAACCCCCCCAGCCCUCUUCUUGUGAUACAUUUCGGGCAAAGAGAGGCACGUCUCAAUGUACUAAUUGAGCAUCGCAUCAACAAAUAACAUUUCACCACAGUUGAGCCAGAAGCGUGUGCAAAGUGAAUACCUAAUGCGAAAAUCAUUUAAAUCUAUUUAAGUUUCGGUAUGGAGCUUCACCGAUAAACCAAAACCACCGAUCCGGGGAAAGACGCCAAAUCUCCGUCUAAGAAAUUUUCCAACCCUCUCUCUCCCUUCAUGUCGAAGGAACCCAAUAGGGUGGGCCCAAUUACACACGUGAGGGAUGCUUUUUGCCUUAACAAUCACGCGCUAAAUUUUGCGGAGAUGCCAUUCCCCGUAGUUUGGCGGCAUUUUCCCUUAAGUUCGGGAAAGCCACAAAUUAAUCCCACGUAAUUGUCGUAAUUGAUCUCCAUCGUGGCUUUUGGUUUGGAGACAAUCAAUUUAAUUCCAUUUUGGAAUAAACUAAAUCCACUUCUGUUUAUUGUUGAAUUUAUCUACUUAAGCAAUUUGUAGUUUACGUCAAGUAAUAACCUACGCACGUUAAAAAAAUGUAAAUUAACGUGAGAAAAAAGCUUUGACGUAAGUCAAGUAAGCUUUAAUAAUAUAUUUUUCUCUUUUUCGUAGAUAAUUUUAAUCAAUAUUAAUUUAAAAAAAUUAAUAAGUAAAAAUGUAUACUAAACGUUAGAAAAAAUAACGUCAAACAUUUCAACAAAAAGAAACGUCAAACGUUAGAAAAGCAACAUCAGACGACAGUUCAAAAGAAACUGCAAACGUUGAAGAAUUUUUUGAUUUAAGAAAAAUGUCAGAUGUUUAAACUUCUGUCAAUUAUGGAAAGAGAAACGUCAGACGUUAAAAAAAAAAGAAUCGUCAAACGUUAGAAGAAAAAUGUCAAACAUUUCUAACAAAUUAUCAUGUCGUUUUCUAGGCAAUUUUUAACGUCUGUCAAAUUGAUAAAAAAAAUUCUAAAAAACAAUUUUUAAAAAAAUUAAAAAGUUUUUUUUUAUAUGUCUAACGUUAAAGAAAACGUCAAAUGUUAGAAUAAACGUCAAAAAUUGACUUUAAUUCUACGGCUUCGUACGAAAUAUGACCUAAUAAACUAAGUUAGUACCUAUAGAAAAAAAUUAACCAGACAUUCAUUCUUAUUUCGUGAUUUUCCUUACGUGUUUUCUAACGUUUUUUUCUUUGAAAAUUCCUCAACUGUUUUAGAUACUCUGUUGCAUGUCCGCCAAUAGAUGACUCUGCGAUUGAUCGCGCACGUUUCCUUACCUCAGUACGGGCCUGGGAUUAUUGUUUAUCUUCUAGUUCUUGACAACCACAGCAAAAUAAAAACCAAGUUCGGCACUUGAAAUUUCACAAAAAUCUCACGAAAUUCCUUAAAGAAUUAUGAGUUUUUGUUAAAUAAUUUUUAAAAACUAAUUUUUGUAUUUUUUUAAAUAGUGUAAAGUGAAGUUCUUUACAAUGAAUGCCAUUCAGUUGCUUGAGAGAGCCGUGGAGUUUGAUAAUUCCGGAAGGCAUGUUGAGGCUGUGAAAUUGUACGAAGAAGGUGCAGAAGGAUUAGCCACAAUGGCACGAAACGCAACAGAUCCAGCAAAAAGGAGGCAUUUUGAAGCAAAAAUUCAGGAGUACAGAAAUCGGGCUAAAUUGCUGAAAGAUCAACAGGAAAGGAUGCGCACGAAAGGAGAGAUUAAGGAUAAAAUACUAAUUGUUGAAAAUUCAACAGGACACAGCUAUAAAAGUCUUUUUGGGAAAUAUUUGGAUGGAAAUGUUAAGGAAAUUCUUGUGGAGGAACCCUAUUUGAGGGAACAUUUUCAAUUGACGAAUUUAGUGAUGUUUUGCGAAUUAGCCGUUGUGAAUUGCAAAAAUCUCAAAUGCAUCAAUGUUAAAACCACCAAAGCUGGUCCAGAUCAACUGGAAGCCUUUAAGCAGCUCAAUGAAAGCCUUAAGACGUUGCGUGGAGUUAAUCUAAGUGUUGAAUUUUCCGAUCAUAUCCACGACAGGCAGAUUCUCCUCAGCAAUGGCCAUAUUAUCAAAAUCGGACGAGGUUUAAAUUACUUCAAGAAAGCCGAAAAAUACUGCCUUGGAACGUAUGACUUUGACUUUCGUGAGUGCCGUGAAACCAAUGUUGACAUCCUCUUCUGUCCUGAAAAUAUAAAAUAAAACUCAAGAAAAAUGUAAAAAUUCUUUUCAAAUUAAUGUGAUUUUUUUGGCCAAGAAAUUUAAAAGUAAAUUACAAUCUUGAUGA
Molecule: messenger RNA, 2284 nt
Organism: Lutzomyia longipalpis
Lineage: Eukaryota; Metazoa; Arthropoda; Insecta; Diptera; Psychodidae
Product: MIT domain-containing protein 1
Exons: 4
Coding region: 1501-2199 (232 amino acids)
Source: RefSeq, a predicted model, not a curated record